UUACAAAAAAGAAUCAGAACUCUAAAUUCCAAACUACUUAACCCCUUCUACUCUAACUCCCUUGCUUUCAUUCACUGAAAAAAGAAAAAAAAUGGAUCUUCAAGAGUGGGAACUUCUUUCUGAUAAUGGACUUGUUGAAGUACUCCAUGAUGAUAGAGACAAGUUUUUGUCUAGGGAUUAUGCUUCUGAUUCCAAGAGAGUGCCAAAUCAAGUAGUAAUUCCAAUACUAAUUCAGCAAGAACCAAGUAUAGAAAAGCCUCAAGAAGAUGAAGAGGUUAUUAAAGAAGUUAUCACUAAGGUUCCAGUUGAGGAAGCAACUCUGGUGCAACAAGAUGAGGAAGAUAAAGUGUCACAAGUUUUCUUCAAGAAAAUGAAAGAAAGUGAAUUUGAAAACAUGAAGUUGGAUUCACCAAAGUUGAGUAACAAGACUACUACUGUGUCACAAAUUGAUUCAAUGAAUUUCCCCUAUGAGGAUAAAGUUGAAACCUUGGAAGUUGAAAAAGGAAGUGUGAUCAAGAAAAGGGAUGUCAAUGAAGAGAAAAAUAAUGGUGGAAUUAAUCUAUGGAACUGGAGAUUGACUGGAGUUGGUGCUAUUUGUUCCUUUGGGAUUGCAGCAGUUGCUGCUGCUGUUACAAUUUGUAUCUUCAUUGGAAAUCACAAAAAACAGAAACAACGUAAGCUUAAGUUCCAACUUUCUGAUGACAAGAAAAUCAAGCAAGUGGUUCAGCAGCCUGCAACAAAACUGAAUGAAGCAAUAUGUGGAGUUAGAGGAUCAGUUCCUUCAACCAAGAAACGCAUCACAGACGUUGAGGGAUUACUUUUACGCUCUUUAGAACACAUUCAAGACUGUUUAUCAGUCUCUUGAAGCAAUGAUGGAUCAAACAACAGGUUUGCAGGUUCAACAGAAAUCAGGACUGCCUCGAUAAAAUGAUAAAUAAGUGUAGGUGAAUUUAGAUCUCAACUUAGAAGUCACAACGUCUAAAUUGUAGAUCAUAGUAUCUAGACAUAGAAUCACCAUACAUGUUUGUGUGUAUAUAUGUUGGAAUUCAAAUACCUAUGAGUUUGUACUAAACUGGAGUUUGGUUCAGAGAUAUACACAACUAUUUGAAUA
Molecule: messenger RNA, 1111 nt
Organism: Capsicum annuum
Lineage: Eukaryota; Viridiplantae; Streptophyta; Magnoliopsida; Solanales; Solanaceae
Exons: 3
Coding region: 92-865 (257 amino acids)
Source: RefSeq, a predicted model, not a curated record